AAACCCCCUCAAUCCCCCAACCCAAAAAGCCUUUCUCUCUCUACAUAGCCCUUUUACCAUCUAUGACCAUAUCGUUUCCGUGAUACCCUUUAGAUCUUUUUUGGCCAAAAAAGAGAGAAAUGUGAAAAUGCGGAACAAGGGUAAAGUCCAUCCUUCCCCGUCAUCUUCUUCCUCCUCUUCGUCUCAUUCCUCCCACCACAACAACAAAGAUGCUUUAUCUGUUCUAAAACUCUUGCCUGCUGCUAUUCUUGCUAUAGCAGCAGUCCUUUCUCUCGAGGACCGCGAAGUAUUGGCUUACAUGAUCACUAGGUCCAUCAAGACUACCAACCCAUCAGCUCUUGUCGAUGAAAAAUCCAAGAAAAACUCCAAAAAAUCAGCAAAUACCGGUGCCCACCUCCACAAAACUACUCCUUUGUUUGACUGCGAGUGCUUUGAUUGUUACACUAGCUACUGGUUUAGGUGGGAUUCUUCACCUAACCGGGAGCUUAUCCACCAAGCCAUAGAAGCCUUCGAGGAGCACUUGAAUAACGGCGAGCAGUCCAAGAAGGGGAAGAACAAGAGAAGAGACAAAAUGGGCCGGCGUGGGACUCAGAAAUUAGUGGAUUUUCCGCUGCCCGAAGCAGGAAAUGGAUCGCCGGAGAUUCAAGAGAGUAGCUCUUCUGUGCCGCAAGAUGAGGCUUUCUCGCCGGAGUCAUCAGCUGGGGUAUUGGUGCCUGAGAGUGGAGAUACUGGUGAAGCGGCAGCGGCGGCCCUGAUAGUGGUAAAAGAGGAGGAGGAGGAUGUGGUGACGGAGGCUGCGCCGGAGACGGCUAUAAUUGUGAGAGGAGCGGCGCCGGCGAGCAACCACAAAGGACUAGCUAGAAAAGUGUUGCCGGAUGUGUUGGGACUGCUGAAUUCGCGUUUAUGGAGUCUUUGGAGUCCGAAUGUAUAAAGAAAAGAAAAAGGAGGAGGAAGAAAUCUCUUCUUCUUUUCUAUUAUGAUUAUUAUUUCGAGGAAAAGGAAAUGUGGAAAUUUCAAGUUUUAGCUGCUGCUACUGCUUCUUUGAGUAAUCAAUAAUUAUUAUUAUUAGUACUCGCUACUUAGGUGGACUACUUCAUCAUGGACUCUGCUUGCAUACCUGUUUUCAGUCCUUCUUGUGCAUUGAAGUCUUUGCUUAGUAGCUAAGCAUUACGAAAAUGUUGGUGAAGACAUAAUAGGUACUUUUGAUGGGCCAAUGAAAUGUGACGUUUCUGUGCUUCUCCUGUC
Coffea arabica (coffee) is the source of this 1245-nucleotide messenger RNA. RefSeq lists its product as uncharacterized. NCBI's taxonomy places the organism in Eukaryota, Viridiplantae, Streptophyta, Magnoliopsida, Gentianales, Rubiaceae. The record is from RefSeq and is a predicted model, not a curated record.